Molecule: messenger RNA, 6160 nt
Organism: Antechinus flavipes (yellow-footed antechinus)
Lineage: Eukaryota; Metazoa; Chordata; Mammalia; Dasyuromorphia; Dasyuridae
Product: KIAA1217 ortholog
Exons: 22
Coding region: 390-5999 (1869 amino acids)
Cellular component (GO): cytoplasm
Source: RefSeq, a predicted model, not a curated record
UCAUUUCUCCAAAGUGAAGUCACUGGAGGGAGAGGCAAGGCGCGACGUGCUUAAGGGGCGGCAGCCCGGAGCAGAACCUUAGGUGGCAAAAACUGAGCCUUGAGAUCAUAAGGAAAUUGGACACGUUCACAUUGUGUCCCAGCUUUGAAGCCGGUAACAGAUUCCAGACUGGCUACUCUCACUGCCUACCUAGGAAAUACCUUCUUCCUAAUUAAACAGAUCAGGGGAAAAGCAAUCUUCAUGUGACAUCAUCUGAAGAUGCAGGAUGUCUCCGAAACAAGGACCGCCUUGCUAAUGGAAACAGUCAUCUCUCAGUUUCCAAGUCUUCCCGAAAUAUCCCAAGGAGACACACCGUAGGUGGGCCCCGUAGUUCCAAAGAGAUACUGGGAAUGCAAACAUCUGAGAUGGACAGGAAGAGAGAAGCUUUCCUGGAACAUCUGAAACAGAAAUACCCUCACCAUGCUACAGCCAUCAUGGGUCAUCAAGAAAGGUUAAGAGAUCAGACCAGAAGCCCAAAGCUUUCUCAAAGCCCUCAGCCGUCCAAUUUGGGAGAACAGGCUGAGCAUCUGUCAGAGGCAUCUGCUGAUUCUUUGGAAGCCAUGUCAGAGGGAGAAUCACCAACUCCUUUUUCCAGGGGCAGCCGAACAAGGGCAAGCCUUCCAGUGGUGAGGUCAACCAACCAGACAAAAGAGCGAUCUCUGGGUGUUUUAUAUCUUCAAUACGGAGAUGAAACAAAGCAACUUAGAAUGCCGAAUGAAAUCACAAGUGCAGACACAAUCCGUGCCCUCUUUGUAAGUGCCUUUCCUCAGCAGCUCACCAUGAAAAUCCUGGAAUCUCCAAGUGUAGCAAUCUACAUCAAAGACGAAAGCAGAAACGUAUACUAUGAAUUAAAUGAUGUAAGGAACAUUCAGGACAGAUCCUUUCUUAAAGUUUACAACAAGGAUCCUGCACAUGCAUUCAAUCACACACCCAAAACUAUGAAUGGAGAUAUGAGGAUGCAGAGGGAAAUUGCUUAUGCAAGAGGAGAAGGCCCCGGUGUCCCUCGCCCUGGAUCCACGGCUCACCCCUCCCAUGCAAUCCCCAAUUCACCGCCCUCUACUCCCAUCCCACACUCCAUGCCUCCCUCCCCGUCCAGAAUCCCGUACGGGGGGGCUCGCACGAUGGUGGUCCCUGGCAACGCCACGAUCCCCAGAGACAGGCUCUCCAGCAUGCCAGUUUCGAGAUCCAUCUCCCCGAGCCCCAGCGCCAUCUUGGAACGCAGGGACGUAAAGCCGGACGAGGACCUGAGCGCCAAGAGCCUCGCCCUGUUCAGAAACGAAGGUCUCUACGCGGACCCCUUCCUUUUUCACGAGGGGCGCAUGAGCAUCGCUUCCUCCCACGGCGGACACCCCCUGGAUGUCCCGGACCACGUCAUCGCCUAUCACCGCACAGCGAUUCGGUCCGCCAGCGCUUACUGCAACCCGGCGCUCCAGGCCGAGAUGCAUCUGGAGCAGUCGCUCUACAGGCAGAAGUCGAGGAAGUACCCAGACAGCCAUCUGCCUACCUUGGGCUCCAAAACCCCGCCAGCCUCUCCCCAUCGGGUGGGGGACAUCAGAAUGAUCGACAUGCUCCCCCAUCACAUCCCGCCCCAUGCCCUGCAGCCGGACCGGGCCUCCCCCAGCCGCCAGUCGUUCAAAAAGGAGCUGGGGGCCGCCGUGUACAUAGAGAAGCCAAGGAACCCUCCCGUGUUAGCGGGCAUGGUGGACGUGGGCCCGCCACUGACGGAGAAGCAGAUUUUUGGCUACAGCACCAUGACAUCGCCCAAAGACAAGGAGACGAGAGAGAGGAUGCAAGCCAUGGAGAAACAGAUUGCCAGCUUAACUGGUCUUGUUCAGUCUGCGCUUUUUAAAGGGCCAAAUACAAGUAAUAGCAAAGAUGCUUCUAGUGAGAAGAUGAAGACGAUGGUCAACAAGAGCCUCCCAGAUGGUGCAGGAACCCCUCAUGUUUCUGGGGGGAAGAUCUCUCAGGAGUCCAGUGCACUCUUCAGUCAGCCACCGCCAGCUGGCUCAACAGCGAUCCAAAUGAGCCUGUAUGACAUGAGGCGAAACGUGUCGGAACUACGGCUCCAGCUCCGUCAGAUGCGGGAACUGCAGCUGCAGAAUCAGGAGUUGCUGAGGGCAAUGAUGAAGAAGGCUGAGCAGGAAAUCAAUGGCAAAGUGAUUGAAACCCUGAAGAGGCUUGAGGAUCCCGUGCAGCGGCAGCGCCACCUGGUGGAGCAAGAAAGGCAGAAGUACCUUCACGAAGAGGAAAAAAUAGUUAAGAAAUUAUGUGAACUAGAAGACUUUGUAGAAGAUUUGAAGAAGGACUCCACCUCAGCCGGCCGUGUGGUCACCCUGAAGGAUGUGGAAGAUGGGGCUUUUCUUCUUCGACAAGUGGGUGAAGCUGUGGCCGCACUGAAAGGAGAAUUUCCAACCUUGCAGAAUAAGAUGCGGGCCAUCCUGCGGAUCGAGGUAGAGGCUGUGAGGUUUCUGAAGGAGGAGCCCCACAAACUGGACAGCCUCCUCAAGAGGGUCCGCAGCAUGACCGAUGUGUUGACAAUGUUAAGAAGACACGUCACCGACGGACUGCUCAAAGGUGCCGAUGCCGCCCAAGUAGCACAAUAUGUGGCCAUGGAAAAAGCCACAGCGGCAGAGAUCUUGAAAAACCAGGAAGAGUCGGCCUACAGCCAUGGCCCCCCAUCCCAGAGCACCCCUGGGGGGAAUGCAGAGUCCCAGGCUUCAUCCGUCAAGUCAGAAGUGGUGCCCUUGUCCACCAUGACUGUCCACCAUGCACAGAGCUCCCCCGUGGUCAUCCAUCAGUCACAGCACUCCUCCGCACUGGUCAACCACACGCAGAGCCUGCCGGGAGGGCCCCCCGCCAGCCCCCCAGCAUCCACGCAGGAAUCGACCGCCACUGGCCAGGCGGUGCAAACCCCCCAGUCCCCACCUCCUCCCACCAACGGCUCCACCAUGCAAAGUCUGUUCAUUGAAGAGAUUCACAGCGCAAGCAGCCGGAACCGAGCUGUGUCUAUAGAGAAGGCAGAAAAAAAGUGGGAAGAAAAAAGGCAAAACCUGGACCACUAUAACGGAAAAGAAUUUGAAAAGCUCCUGGAGGAAGCUCAGGCCAAUAUCAUGAAGUCUAUCCCCAACCUAGAGAUGCCGCCGUCUUCCGCUGCUUCGCCCAAGGGGGAUACCCCAGUGGACAAGCUGGAACUUCUGGAAGAAUCUCCAAAUUCGGAACAGGAUUCAGAGAAGAUGGGAGGGAAGUCUCCACCGCCACCGCCACCUCCUCCACGCAGAAGCUACCUUCCAGGAUCUGGGCUGACCACCACACGAUCUGGAGAUGUGGUCUACACCAUCAGGAAAGAGAACAUGUCCACUAAGGAAAGCAGCGAAGAUGCUGGACCAACGCUACCAGCCAAAGCCGCAAAAGGCCCACAAGAGGAGCAAGGUUCAGCCCGGUCACAACCCCCACCACCAGUGGCAGUUUCCUCCUCAAAGGAUGAGGAAGAAGAAGAAGGAGAUAGAAUAAUGGCUGAAUUACAGGCAUUCCAGAAGUGUUCCUUUAUGGAUGUAAAUUCAAACUGUCCUGUUGAGCAGGCCCGAACUGACAGUCAAGUUAAAGACACUAGGCCUGGUGCCGUUACACAACCCAAGGAAAGGAAGAAUUUGGAAUUUUUCCAAGAAGACAUACGGAAAUCUGAUGUUGCACAUGAAAAUGGCCCCCAAAUGGAAUCCCGUAUGGUGUGCGACGUUACUACAGGGAUUCUAAAAACUAGUGACCCUCCUGAGGACAGGAGGGAAAGAAAAGCUGAAAAUAAUGUAUCUGAUGAAUCAGGGCCCUCAGAAAGUAAAAAUGGAGACUUAAUGAAGGAAAAUGCCAUCCCCAGUAGGAGUGUGCCGAGAGACACUAGAGACUAUUCUCAGAAAAAUGUGUCUCUCUGCCCAGGUCUCUCUGGAAUUGGCUUAUCAGAAAGCGAAGCAAACAAAGGGCCUCAAGUUUUAGGGCUGCAAUAUACUGUGGUUAAAACUGCGAAUCAGAAGGUGAGUUAUGGAAAAUUAAAAGAGAUCAGUCAACAAGAGCUUGAAAAUCUGGAUAAAUCCAACCUAGCAACAAAUACUGAUACAGUCCAAAUGCGCGGUAAUAAUCUUGCCGGAGCCUCCAAGUCAACUCCUGAUCAAGAAGCACACAUGUUUGACUACGGCCAGGUUGUCCUAAGAUCGAAGGGAGCUAAAAACACCAAUGAGAGCUUUGGUGAGGAUGGAGAAGCAAUGGCAAGUUCUCCAACGGAAGACAAUUCUUCCACUGAUAACAUAGCUUUUAUGAUUACUAAAACAGCCGUCCAGGUGCUGUCCAGCGGAGAGGUUCAUGACAUUGUAAGCAGAAAGGGAGGAGAUAUACAAACAGUUAAUAUUGAUGCCAGAAAAGAAGGGAUCUCCCAACAAGAAGGUAUAGAAAGUGAAGAGCCCGUGGUUUGUUUGGAUAAGAAACCCGUCAUCAUCAUUUUUGACGAGCCCAUGGAUAUUCGAUCUGCAUAUAAAAGGCUCUCAACUAUAUUUGAGGAAUGUGAUGAGGAAUUGGAACGGAUGAUGACCGAAGAAAAGAUUGAGGAGGAGGAAGAAGAAAAUGAAGAACCCAGGACCACUUCCCAAGUGUUUGCCAAUAGCUUCCAUUCAAAUCAGUUGAUUGCUCUAAGACCCGGAGAGCAGCCCAAGGGUCUAAUUGGGGCCUCGGCACAUUUGGCAGAAACCCGAAUACAAAGAGGCCUGGAAUCGAGCAAGACAGAGCUGAACCAGGAUGACCUGGCGUAUUCUCCAAAUUCUGAUGAAAAGGCUGACCUUACGGAGGACCAAUUUGAAAGUCCUAAGAAAAAGUUUAAAUUCAAAUUUCCUAAAAAACAGCUGGCUGCUCUAACUCAGGCCAUCCGGACAGGAACCAAGACAGGGAAGAAGACCUUGCAGGUGGUGGUUUAUGAGGAAGAAGAGGAGGAUGGGACUUUAAAACAACACAAAGAAGCUAAGAGGUUUGAAAUCUCAAGGUCUUUAGCUGAAGAAACUCCUAAAACUACAGGUCGAAAACAAGAGCAACUCAGCCUAGAGAUUUCAAAGCCAGCUUCUAGGACUGACGAGAUCCGAAAGAAUACCUACAAAACCCUGGACAGCCUCGAGCAGACGAUCAAACAGCUGGAAAACACCAUUAGCGAAAUGAGCCCCCGAGCGCUGGCCGAUGCCCAUCGGGACUCUGUGACGAGUCCGUCCCAUGUAGCGCAAGAGUCCUCGCCCAGAAACCCGGGAGUGGUGGAAGAAGCCCCUGCCCCCCUAGAGCCCCCUCCGCCGGUCCCCGCGGCCUCACGUAAGGGCUCCGGCGGCCCCCCGCAGACCAGCCGGAUGCCGGUGCCCCUGAGCUCCAAGACCAGACCGGCCGGCGCGGAGAAGCCCAGCAAACAGCCCAAGCUGCAGGACCCCCGCCAGUACCGACAGGCUAAUGGAAGUGCUAAGAAAGCUGGUGGGGACUGGAAGGCUACUUCCCCUUCCUUACCUGCUUCUAAGAUCCCGGCCUUUUCUCCCAGCUCUGGGAAAAGCAGUUCUAUGCCCGCUCCUAGUGGUGAUGCUCCCAACCCCGCUAACCCCCCUACUAAAUCAUCCAUUCCUUCCUCUAACCUUCUCAGCCCCCACACAGGUCGCACAGCUUAUUCUUCUUCCCAAAUCCCUUCUGUCUCUAACGGCUCCUUAAAAUUUCAGAACCCUACUCACCCAGGGAAAGGUCACCAUCUCUCAUUCUCACCACAGACUCAAAAUGGCCGGCCAUCCCCUUCCUCUUCCUCCUCUUCUCCCCCUUCCCCCGCCUCUCCCACUUCACUGAAUCAGGGUGCCAAGAGCAUCAGGACAAUCCAUACCCCUAGCUUCACCAGCUACAAGGCACAGAACGGGAACCCGAGCAAGCCCAGCCCACCCGCAGCCAAGGAGACCUCCUCGGGCUGAGCGCUCACUGGUGCAAACUCACCCGAGCUCGCCGCAGCCUCCGAGGGGCGGCAGCUGUUUCCCAGGAGAAGCUAGCGUUCUGUCGUACCGUUUGGGGCUCGAUGCUACAUAUGUACUAAAUACUGAACUAACUGACUCGAGUAAAGCUGUUUUUUUUUAAA